UGCCAAGGGAAGUGGGUUUUAUUCACUUCACUUCGGUAGAUCUUGUUUAUUGAUCCUUCUCUAUCUUUUCCCAAAAUCUGUCCAAAACUGACACUACACUGGAGAAAGAGAGAGAGAGUGAGAGGUCAACUACCACAGUAGAGUAACUUGAAACUCUGCAAGGCAAAAAAAUCAAUUUUUUUGCUUUACUUAAGGUUGAGGUGAAGAGUAAGCAGGUAGCUUCUUCAUCAACCUUUCGUCGGCAUUGUUGAUGAACUUGUUCCAAAAACACAUUUCAUGAAGAUUUACUAUAAGGGUCUUAGAGAUGGACUCUUUGCAAAAACAACCCCAACCCCAUGUUGUUGUUGAUGUUGUAGAGAAUGAGGAGCUCAGGAGUUCAUCUUCCCCACGUUCCAGCUGUGAGUCUGGUAGUACUGAGAUUAAGGAGAGAAGAUCCUCUGUGUCCGAGGUGGAUCUAGAAUGUGGUAUGGUAACUGAGAGUAAACUACACUUGGCAAAAGUUGAGAGGGAUUGCAGGAUUUGUCAUCUGAGCUUGGAUGCAACUAAUCAAGAAUCAGGCCUUCCAAUUGAGUUGGGUUGUUCAUGCAAGGAUGAUUUGGCUGCUGCUCAUAAACACUGUGCUGAAGCUUGGUUCAAUAUUAAAGGAAACAAAACCUGUGAGAUCUGUGGAUCAACGGCACGCAACAUUGUUGGGGCAAAUGAAGCUGACUUAGUGGAGCAAUGGAACGAAUCAAUUGAUGCUACACCAGCCGCAACUGCAGAUGUACACCAAGCCGAGACACGAAACUUCUGGCAGGGCCACCAGUACCUGAAUUUCCUGCUAGCUUGUAUGGUCUUUGCCUUGGUAAUCUCUUGGCUAUUUCAUUUCAACAUACCCUCAUCUUGAAAUCUUGUAGCAAAGACACUGGUACCACCCUCGAUACCAUCGUCUCUACAUCUGCUGAGUUAUUUAUUUUCUUUCGUAUAUUCUGUUCAAAUCACUGUCAGGUUUUGAACACUGUUGUGUAGCUUAUGAUCUUAUUGUUCUUACUUCACACGGCAAAAAUAGUAUCAGUGUAUUUU
Mangifera indica (mango) is the source of this 1062-nucleotide messenger RNA. RefSeq lists its product as uncharacterized. The coding region runs from base 305 to 886 and encodes 193 amino acids. The transcript has 2 exons. Gene Ontology annotation, molecular function: zinc ion binding. Lineage: Eukaryota; Viridiplantae; Streptophyta; Magnoliopsida; Sapindales; Anacardiaceae. The record is from RefSeq and is a predicted model, not a curated record.